Aspergillus puulaauensis is the source of this 282-nucleotide messenger RNA. RefSeq lists its product as uncharacterized. The record is from RefSeq and is a predicted model, not a curated record. The transcript has a single exon. Bases 1 to 282 code for a protein of 93 amino acids. NCBI's taxonomy places the organism in Eukaryota, Fungi, Ascomycota, Eurotiomycetes, Eurotiales, Aspergillaceae.
AUGGUCGUGGUAUUCCUUGUCGCCAUCAAAAGCGUCAACCCGAAGGCCGUACUUCUUGACAACGUCUCCAAUCACUUGGAUGGCCUUGUGUUGAACAUCUACGGGCCUCUGGUGGUGUGCAACCCGAUGGUUAACGGCCAGAGUAACAACCUCCGGCAAGGCGUUGAUUUUGAUUCCGCCCUGGAUCAGGUCAACAGCCUGCGAGGUCUGGACGACAAAGCGGUUCAACGGUGUAGUGUUGGCGAAUUCCACCGCAAGGGCCUCAAAGUCACCAUUUCUUAG